Molecule: messenger RNA, 2798 nt
Organism: Solea solea (common sole)
Lineage: Eukaryota; Metazoa; Chordata; Actinopteri; Pleuronectiformes; Soleidae
Gene: nrsn1
Product: neurensin 1
Exons: 6
Coding region: 126-725 (199 amino acids)
Biological process (GO): nervous system development
Cellular component (GO): transport vesicle; neuronal cell body; neuron projection
Source: RefSeq, a predicted model, not a curated record
GAGAGAGAGAGAGAGAGAGAGAGAAAGCGAGAGGUGACUGUAGAGUGAUGGGACCCGGCUGAAGGAACAGCAGCGAGUGAUCACUCUCCGGGCUGGUAAUGUCAGCAGGUACACAGAUGUGAAGGAUGACUUCUUGCUCAGAAAUCUGUGGGUCGGAGUAUGGUGAAGCUCAAGCCAGCGGGAACUAUCAGCAGUAUGGAGUCCGCUCCUACCUUCACCAGUUUUACGAGGAGUGCACAGCUUCAAUCUGGGAGCGUGAUGAAGAUUUUCAGAUUCAGAGAUCGCCGAGCAGGUGGAGCUCUUUACUCUGGAAGGUCUGUCUUGCGUUCGGAACACUGAUCUUGUUGUCGGGCCUCGUUGUUGUUUUGGUAGGUUACAGCACUCCAACCAGGAUUGAGGCAUUUGGCGAGGAUGAUCUUCUUUUUGUUGACAGCCAUGCUGUAAGUUUCAACCGUGCCCUGGAUGUCUGUAAGCUGACUGGUGCUGUGUUGUUCUGUGUGGGAGGCACCUCCAUGGCUGUGGGCCUCCUGCUGUCUGCCUUUGCCAAGAGCUACUCCAAAGAAGAGCUGUAUCUGCAACAGAAGUUUAAGGAAAGGUUGGCAGAUCUGCACGCAACAGUCGGUUCUCCCAUAAUGAGAGCACCCACUCCUGGCGAGGGUAAGGUGCCAGUCACACUCUCUAAAGUCCAGAACAUCCAGCCAGCGAAUACAAAGUCGGAAACCUGACAGAAGCCUAAAUAAAGGCCUCACGUCAAGAAGUGUGUUUGAGGAUUGAUUGAAGUGCAGACUGUGUGCGAGUGUGUGUGUGUGUGUGUGUGUGUGUGCGUGUGUAUUUUCUCCUUUGAAAGGUCAGCUAACGUGUCACUUCAAGCUGUUGAGCUUCAAAUUUUGGUUCUUCAUCAUUGUUGUGUUUGACAUUAACGUUUGGUUUUGAUGUUAUACAGGUGCAGAGUUAACUUAGAUGAACAAAGUCUAUCAGCUUUUAUUUUUGAAACAUCAGUCGUAGGAAAUAUGUAGUUGUGUAAUUAUAGUUUCCUUUUUUUUUUAACUGCUGGAGAGGGAAGAGCAGCAGCAGUUGCUGUGUUGUUGAAAGUUGUUGGUGAUUGGGCCAUAUUCACAGAAAGGAUUAAAAGAAGCACUAUAGACACAACAGCAUCAGAGGAUGAGUGUUAUCACGGAGAGGAUACUUUUUUAGUAGCGUGCACAUGCAUUUUUAUUUACUGUUACACCACUGCAACGACAGGCCGAGUGGAGUCUUCUACGAGAAGUCACGAGAACGUAUUACAAACAGAUCAGAACAAGCCUUGUGGGUAAAUGUUACACUGGCAUUUCCUUCUGUCUUGUUAAGCAAUCGGAUUUUGUCUUCUUCAGUUAAUCCUCUGGCAGGAUCAAUAGACGAGAGCAGACAGACUGAUGAAAGGUACAUUGAACCAGACAGGACAUGCAGUGCGGCAAAGUCUGCCACUUAAUCAAACAGCAUAUUUUUUUUUUAUAAACAAGGUAAAUAAAGAAUUCAUCAUGCCUUCUAUUACUGAUAAAAAAAAAAAAAUCACCUUCACUGAUGGUUAAAGCUAAUGUUAAAAUAAAGACGCUGCAAGGGUGUGUGAUGGCAGAUGUGUUAUAUAACAGGGACGUAGAGAACACCCACAGCUCUCCAGUGAGCAUCCAUUAGCUUGUUUGGAAGCAGCCGCAGUUUGGAGUCUGUGAUGUGAUCAUACCCACAUAUGCAACAACUACGCCACAUCAAAGAUUUGCAUUCUCAUUUGGCAACUAUCUAAAAACUUGCUGAUUUGCUCGAGCGUGCGCACUGUAACUUCUAUAACGUACAAGCACAAUACGCCGUUAACAUGUCACCCUUUGCUGCUCUUAAAAUUGUUUUUAGCUGAGUCUCAAUUCAGGGGGGCAUCGCCCACAGAGGGUGCAUUCAGAGCUUGUCUGUGUCAAGCUUUGUCCCAUUUCUAACACUACUUUAAAUGCAGCUAACCAAUGGGACCUUUCAUCCCGAACCAACGAAGGAUCAAACAGGUGGAUCCUCCGUUGUCAGGCUGAUUCCAGAAUUCAAUGUGCACUGGAGACUAAGGAUUUAGAACAAUAUAAUGACGAUGAUAAAAACAUUCAAAGAUGUUAAAAAUAUAAAUAGCCUUCCACUCUGUUUGGGAAAAAAAGCAACAACUAGACGUUCACAUCUUGAAAUCUCAAGAUGGCCAUGUUGAUCACCAUGUCAAACUGUAGCUCUGUUGCUAGGUGACAGUGGCAAAUGCAAUAGUGAAGUGCAUCUAUGGACCAGACCAUUUCCUUUUGCUUCAGCCUUUUGGUUCAGCCUUUUGGAGACGGACGUCCCUGAAUUGACACAAGACUUUUGUCUGUAUGGUACAUGUUUUUGUCAUUUCGUUAAUCUUUUGAACAGAUUACACAGAGAAACAGAGCAAUGUUAGUAAAGUGUCAUCAAAAUGUGCAAAAUGAUGUAUUCUCUUUCAAAUCCAUGUGGCAACAACACUGCAUUACUGGUCUGUAAAAAAAAAUCAAUGAGUGGCUGUGCUGGGUAUGCCUGUGUAACUUGACCUUUUAAUAUCAUUCUCCGAGCCUUCUGUCUCAUCCGUGUUGCUUUCCUCCAUCGCGCAGUGUCAUUUCAACACUUCAGGCUCAUACUCAUAAGCAUCACGAGCACCCUAACGAUAAUCAAGAAACAUCAUCUCAGCAGAACUACGGUACAAGAAGACAGAGCAAGCUGAUAUAAGCAGACAUUCCAGUGUGCUCAGUGUUUAGUAAGUGGUGAAUAAAUGUGCUGAUUUAUUGUUA